AUGAGAGCUGAGGAACAGAAGGGAAAAACAGUUGGGUGUUGCUUCUUCUGCUUCAGUCUGAGGCAGUGGCUGGUGAAGGCUGACAGCAGUACUCAGCAGAAGGAAGCAGACAAUCAGACGGCAGCUUCUCCUCAAACAUCACAUCUGUUCUACGACAAACUUCCUGCUGACGUUUGUUGUAUGAUGGCGGCGGCCGACGAGGCGUUGGAACAAAUGUACUCAUGGAUCGAGCAGAAGGAGCUUAGCGCCAAGAAGCUGCAGAAAGUAGCCGACGAGCUGGAGGCUCUGAGAGAUAAGUGCAAUAUGUUUGUGGUGGCGGGCAGCACAACGGCGGUGGUGGGAUUUGUGUCCGUGAUGGCAGUGGUCGUGGCCAUGCUUUCUACGGGUGGUCUCGCCGCUCCAGGUCUGGUCAUUGCAGGACUUAUGUGUUCUGGUGUUGGCACCGCCAUAACUCUGGGGACCAAGAUCACCAAACACAUCUCAUCCUCCAGCACCUUGAAAGAAGCAACGAAAAUAGAAAAGAAGUGCAACCGUAAGGCAGAAAAACUCCAGCAGCUGUUUGAGGAGCUGAAGGCCCAGAGUACAUUCACAGAUCCAGACCAAAACGACCAGUACGUCUUAAAGGAACUGUUGGAAGCCAUGGCCAGAAGAAGUGGACUGACCGACAUCAACCCCUCCUUUCUACUUGACGACCACAGCUUUAACUUUGGUGGACAACACACAUCCGUGGAUGCCAGCCCAGUGUUGAAGAUGCCCACUAUCGCUGAAUUCGUGUGUGUUCUGAGCUUUUUCUCCUGUGAACCCAGUGGUAAAAAUCUAAACCUGUUACUGGCCACAGGCUCCAUGAAGCUCACCCAGAAGUUAUCGGCCAUUGGAUUGAAAACAGCCGUAAAAGGAGGUGCAAUGGUUGUGGGCGGAGCUCUUGGACUGGUAUUUUCACUUCCUGAAGAGAUUGAAUCCUGGAAAAAGCUCACAACGAAAAGCCAUGUGACCAAAGCCAGUGAAUCCCUGAGGAAAACCGCAGAGUCAUUACUGAACGCAACUCAAGCAAUGAAGCAUGAGCUGAAUGAAGUCGAAAAAACUUUUGACAGGUUGAGGAAAGUGAAGUUGUGCAUUGAAAAUCCCCAGAGGACCUUGGCCGACAAAGCGACGCUGAUCAACUUUGCGAUCGAUCUUUGCAACAAUGAAGAAUUCAAACAAUGGCUAAGAGAAAACUCUGAGUCUGAGGCGUUCUUCAUUUGCGUGGACAUUUUCAAUCUGGUGGAAAAAGAGAUAAAGAAAUAUGAUGAAGCGGAGAAGAAAAAGAAGAAGAUACCCGAGGGUGAAAUUGACGUAGUGUUCGUGGCCCAUGGACUCAUCACUGAAGCUCUGAUCUCACCCAGCUACUUCCUUUCUCGCAGCAUUAACGAUGUUCUCCUGUAUUCUCCAUGGAAUUGCCUCAUCAACAGUUACACAGCGUAUGGUAUCGCAUCAGGAAGAAUUCUGCCUCAGCACCGUGAGUUCUACUGCAGAGACAACAGAUCUUUAACACGACACAACCGGUGUUUAAUACCUGAUUCCGGCCACCAACCGACCAGACUGCCCAAUGACUGGAACAGGAUGACGAAUGCCAGAGAUGGAUCAAUACCAAACAUCAUGGUCCGCUCUUUUGAAAAACCCUCCGACGGUGCCUGGGAGGCCUUCACAUUCCUCAGAGAUGCAUUCGGCAUUCCAGACACAAGGCGGGUGAUCAUCCCAUUCAUGCUGCCUGGAAAUGUGGAAGUCACGUUGCCCUUCUUCAUGGUCACCUUGGCUCUGUCCGUCGUCCUCUCCCUCACCAAUCUCAAGGCCACUGUCCAUCUCUCAGCUUGUCUCGAAAAAAUAUCAGAGGACACUGAGCUCGAUGUAAACUUUCUGAUCAGUCAGUAUUCAUACACGAUUGACAAAACAUUCAUGUCAUGUUCACCAGACGUGUUUGACACAGAAGAUCAAGAAACAUACCGACUUCUGAGAGUGGUGUUCGAUUAGGGUCACUCUGAGGGGGUUUAUUCCAUAAACUGUUCAAAUUACUGCAAAAAAUACAAACGAACAAAAAACACAAAGCAACUACAUAUUGUAGGAAAUUGUAAUCAGAACUGACUUUAACUGGAAGUCGACACAAAUACAAACCCAGACAAUAAUUUCUUCAACAAGCUGACAAAUCACUGCAAGUAUUAAACAGAUGAUAGAUUUAGCCGUAAAGUAAAAGUAGAAAACAGUGUAACAGUGGUUCACUUCACUAGUAGAAGUUUGAAAACUUUCAAACUAUUCAAGAAUAUGUAAGACAGUUUAAUAAACCUUUCAGUGUCAUUGUAAUAUCAGAGACCUGGAUAACCCCUGGAAAGAGUGGAGAUUUUGAAUGAGGUGGAUAUGAAUUCCUUCAUUCAGACAGAAUAAAUAUAAAAGGUGACGGGUGGCGCUGUUCAUUAAAACCCUUUCACGACGAUUGUUGCUCCGGCGCUACAGUUUGCGCUUUACGGCAUUCAGAUUAUCGUAACUCUCUGAACCGUUUGCGAUAUCCACAAAAUUCAAAUGAAAAGCUGAGAUUCUGAGCUUUCCAACGUUAUAUAACAGUUUACGGUAGAGGCCUAAAAUAGCCUGUGGGGGAGGGGUGGAAGAGAACUGAGCAGUAGUGAUGUUCGAUACAAUGGAUUUCCUUUCUGAUCCGAUACCGAGUAAAAUUCAGGCUGGUAUCAGCUAGGGCUGCACGAUAUUGG
Messenger RNA from Sphaeramia orbicularis (orbiculate cardinalfish), 2735 nucleotides. RefSeq lists its product as uncharacterized. NCBI's taxonomy places the organism in Eukaryota, Metazoa, Chordata, Actinopteri, Kurtiformes, Apogonidae. The transcript is spliced from 4 exons. The record is from RefSeq and is a predicted model, not a curated record. The coding region runs from base 1 to 2007 and encodes 668 amino acids.